Molecule: messenger RNA, 725 nt
Organism: Labeo rohita (rohu)
Lineage: Eukaryota; Metazoa; Chordata; Actinopteri; Cypriniformes; Cyprinidae
Gene: mdfic2
Product: MyoD family inhibitor domain containing 2
Exons: 4
Coding region: 219-725 (168 amino acids)
Source: RefSeq, a predicted model, not a curated record
ACUAGCGGGAGUGUGAGAGAAACGAAAUCCUCACAUUUGCUUUUUCAACCUCAAUAAGUUUCUUUAUAACUAAUCAUAUUUAGUACGUACAGCUUUAUCUGCUUAAGUGCGAUAGGAAUAUUUUGUGUUGCUGAAGGCGUGUCGCGCAUCUGUUAUGUUUACAUUUCUCAUGUGAUGUCUUUAUAUUCCCGUCACUAAUUACUGUGUGUCAAUGACAGAUGGCUGGACAAAACUCGGAAAUCGAGCUUGAUUUGAUCAAAACUGGAGAGAGAAGCUCUUUGGUAAAAGCUGUAAUGGAGGUGUCCAGCACAGCACCUGGGAGGCUCUCGCCCAUUCCUGAGCUGGAGCCCUGGGAGAGAGAAGCAGAAAGGGACUCUGCAGAAUUCACAUACUCCUUAUGCUCAGUGGACAGGUACAGCACUGCCUCCUCCUCCAGCAGCUCCCUAUCUGACUCCCAGGAGAGAGGAGAGCUCUGCGCUGGGAUUGUGCUGAAUUGUCUCUUCUGCCGAUUCUACGACCUGUUCCUCAUGCUACCUGAAACAUGUGAGCGAGCGGCUCACUCCAUCUGCCCUACCUACAUGCUUUUCUCUCCACCUGCGGAACCUACACACAACAACAACUGGAACUGCAGUUGUGAUUAUGACUGUGGCAUAAUGGAUGCCUGUCACGAAACGGGUGAAUGUCUUGAGCUAGCGAUGGAAAUUUCAGAGGUUUGCUAUCACUGA